UCGCGCGCGUGGUCUGGCCCGUGCGGGAAGAGAGAGUGAGGCGGCGGCGGCGGCGGCGGCCAGGGUCUGUCAUUGGCGGUGAGGAUGCGGAGGCCGCGAGCAUGGAGCCCCUGAAAGUGAAGGACCGGAUCCUGGAGAACAUUUCGCUGUCAGUGAAGCAGAUUCAGGGUUACUUUGCUGCCUGUGAGGAGGAGACACCAGCAAUUCGAAACCAUGACAAGGUACUGCAGAGGUUGUGUGAGCAUCUGGACCAUGCUUUGCUUUAUGGUUUGCAGGAUAUUUCCUCUGGGUACUGGGUAUUGGUCGUACAUUUUACACGCAGUGAAGCGGUGAAGCAGAUUGACGUGCUGCAACAUGUUGCCACUAACCUUGGUCGCAGUCGAGCCUGGCUGUACCUUGCAUUAAACGAGAAUUCCCUGGAGAGCUACCUGAGGUUAUUUUGGGAAAAUCAGAACCUGCUUCAUAAGUACUACUUCAAGAAUGCCCUGGUCUGCAGUCAUGAUCACCUGACCCUCUUCCUCACACUGGUGUCUGGCCUGGAAUUCAUUCGAUUUGAGUUGGAGCUGGAUGUUCCCUACCUGGACCUGGCUCCAUAUAUGCCAGAAUAUUACAAGCCACAGCAUUUGCUGGACUUUGAAGAGCGCCUGCCCAACUCUGUGCAUGGUUCCGAUAGCCUCUCGCUAAAUUCAUUCAACUCUGUCACCUCCACUAACCUGGAAUGGGAUGAUAGUGCCAUUGCACCCUCCAGUGAGGUGCAUUGGAGGGACAGCAAUCUGACAAGGCCUCUCAUAGAUUAUGAUUUUGGAGAUGUCUUUCCCGCAGCACAGUCCAUACCCAGCACAGACUGGGAAGAGGGUGAAUUGACAGACACGGUCAGCAGCUGCCCUCGAUCUGGAACCUCGGAGAGUCUGCCAUCAAACAACAAGCCCAACACAAGGAGUCCAACCCUGCGGUACAACCCCUUCAAUAAUGAGAAAGACGAAUCUCCACAAACACCAAAUGACACUGCGGUGCCACAUACUGAGCCUGAGAGAGAGGAGAGCACACCAGAUCUCCAGGAGAGCAGCACAGAGCUUGAAGUAAUUAGGUUGGCAAAGAAGAGGAGAACACCCAAAAAGAAGAGAGCAAAAUCUGAGGAACAAAUUCUUGAUGCUAAAAAUGCAGAUGUACAGCUGUCAAUGGGAGAAGGUGCAAAGUCCAAACAGGGCAGUGAUGCUGAAGCACAAGAAGAGCAGAGUGAUGAAAUGGGUUUACAAAAAUCCCAAGGGACUACUGCUGGUGAGGAGGACUGCAACUCCCAGGACAAAAUGUUACAGGUGGCACGUAGAGAGUCUGAUGCAGAUGCGCCCCAGCCAGGUCUGCUAAUACCCCAGAUGAAGGAUACAUCUAUGAACAGUGUAGGAAAUCCUUUGAGCAAGGUAAUGGAGCAGCUCAAUGGAACACUGGAUGCCAACAUUUGGACGUCAGAUGGUGAUCAUCCUGAGCAGCCCUUUCGGACUUCUGUCCCGGGGGAAGCCCCGGAUGAACCUCCGUAUAGCCAGUAUAGUGAGCGGAUGCCACCUGCCGUGGAUUUCUACAGGUUUGCCCUCGAGAGUCCAGGUGCUAGUGCAACAGGUAGCUGCAACUAUGACCUUGCAGGGGAUGGCCAACCAGCGCAUGUUUUUAGUGGCCAUGAAGCUGCUGGCACAGAAACGUGCAAAGGAGAAAAAAUCCCUGGUGCUGUAGAGGAACCAGGGACCACAGAGGAAGCUCCAGUCUCUGAGUGCCACAGAACAGAAAAUGCAGAGACUGUUCUAGAACAAGAUAAACGGACUGAUGUUGAAACUGGCACAGUAUCAGAGACCAGCUUGGAACAAUUAGAAAUUCAGACCUUGACCUCUGAGGGUACAGAGGAGGAAGAAAAAGAUCAAAGUAGUCCUUCAGAACUAACCCAUCCUGCUGACUUCAGGGUUGACAAUAAUCUGCUGCUUCUGCUGAUGAUUCACGUUUUCAAGGAGAAUGAAGAACAACUCUACAAGAUGAUGCGGAUGUGGACAGGUCACAUGGAGGGGAAUCUGCAGUUGCUCUAUGUCCUAUUGACUGACUGUUACAUCUACUUGUUGAGAAAAGGAGCUGCAGACAAGCCCUAUGCAAUAGAAGAAGCAGUGUCCUACAAUGAACUCGAUUACAUUUCGGUGGGGCUUGGUCAGCAGACCAUUCAGCUUGUCUGCACCAAUCGGCGGAGGCAGUUCCUGCUUGAUACAGCAGACGAAUCUCUUACAGAGUUUUUCCUAACUGCUUUGAGAUCUGCCAUGAUUAAGGGCUGCAGAGAGCCUCCGUACCCCAGCAUCCUUACUGAUGCAACCAUGCAGAAACUGGCACUAACGAAAUUUGUGGCCCAAGAGUCAAGAUGUGAGGUGUCUGAAGUCACCAUCCACCUCUACAGUUUGAUUCACUGGGAGGAUCCCAUGGAUGUAACGGCAGGACCCCAGAGGAACCUCUACAUGGCACAUGGAAAUACAGUUACAAAAGAAGGAAUUCUGCAUUACAAGGCUGGCACUAGCUAUUUGGGCUCACCAAUCUGGAAGGCCUCCUAUGUAGUCCUCAGCAACGGGAUCCUCUAUCAGUACCCCGACAGGAUAGAUGUGACACCGCUUAUGUCAGUAAACUUGGCUGGAGAGCAAUGUGGAGGCUGUCGAAGGUCCAGCACAAUUGAGCGACCCCACACGUUCCAGGUGAUUCUGACAGAGCGUCUGGCUUUGGAACUAAGUGCUGAGAAUGAGGAGGAAAUGGCAGACUGGAUGCAGCACCUCUGCCAGGCGGUGUCAAAAGGGAUCAUUCCCCAGGGUGUUGCACCCUCUCCAUGCAUCCCAUGCUGCCUUGUUGUGACUGAUAGGAUGGUGUUGACAUGUCAUGAGGACUCUCAGACCAGCUUCUUCCGAUUAUUGGGUAGCACUGAGCUAGCUAAUGUCAUCAGUGUCUCCAUCGGCCCCAGCAGAGAGUACUGCCUGAUGGAGCUGUCUGAUGAUCAGAAGUCUCCUCCCUGGUUCAUGUAUUUCAGUUGUGCUGAGGAACUACAGCGUUUUCUUGCUGCAUUGAAUGGUGCUUGGAGGAAGAUCUACCAGGUGGAUCUACCUUUAAAACAGCUUCAGGAUCCUUCCAUUCAGAAGAAAUGCAAUGAUGCAGUCCUGCUUAUUCGGACCACAUGGCAGCGAAGCGACAGUCUAUCCCGAGGACGUGCCGAGCGUGAUCCAUGGUGUUGAACGCCUUGGAACCCUAGCCAUGUGGUGCAAGAAUGCUGCAGGCAUCACUCGCUCACUUCCUGUGUUUCUGGAUAUUGUGUGACUGAAUGCACAGUGUCACUGGAGGUGUAGGAGUGUAAAGGAAAUGGUACCAAUCCAAAUAUACAAACCCACAAGUCUUUGGAAAUGCUUCAACAAUGUCAGUUAUUGGAAAGGGAAUGAGAGAGCAGAAUAAAUCUUGAAUGAAAACCUGCCUAUUGAGCUGGGUAGCAGAUGUGCUUCCACUCUUCAAAUUGUGAAAUAUCUGCAUUCUCAACAAAUCUCUCUGGCUUCACUAAGACUUAUUUAAUGAAUAUUCCAUCUCUGAAAGCUUGUGGUCCAAUUGCAUGAGUGUCUUCUGCAAUAAGAGUUUUUAUAAAAAAUCAAAUUGCUUUCUUCUUGAGCAAAGUGCAAGGACCAGUGAACAAAGACGGGGGAGCCUGAGAAACACUUGUCUCCAAAUCACUGCCUUUUGUUGCUGGGUGACCCACCUGAAUUCUAAUAUGGAGCAAAGUGACCUUUUCAAUGUCAAUCCCAGGCUCUGAACACCCACCUUAGGCUUCUGUUGUUACAUCUGUAUCUGAAACUUUUGGGGAACGAUUUUUUCAUCCUUGAGUCCCCCAUGUUAGUGACUGAAAAGACUGGGUAUCAUCAUCUGAUAUAUAAUCAUCUGCAUCAGGCCUUUCUAAAGCUUUAGCAAGUCAUUUUUAUAGACAGAAUGCUUUUAUUAAUAGUUAUACUAUUUAGGUCUGACUGCACAACAGUCACUUUUCAAUUACAUCCCUUAAUGUUUAAUCUGUAAAUAAGUUCACCCCUGAGGUUAGUGUCUGUAAUGGCUCAGUUUGUGACCUCCUUGCUGGUAAAUGGCGAAUCUUGCACAAUACUCUAGAUCUAUCCAACCUGGUGAAGCAACCACUGCAUCCUCUCCUUUAAUUCUACAGUGUCAUAGAUGCUGUUUAAAUGAAAGUCUGCAAUGACACAUUGGAAUGGCUAACAUCGACAUUGGACUGAAAUCCUUUUUAUUUCUCAGUCAAUUGAACGUUGAACAGAGUUGGAUUUUCCAACUAUAUAUCUGAAAAACCGUAUGUAAGGAAUGUCAGGAAGGAAAGAAUUGUCGAUCUGUAACUCGAGGUAGAUGCUGCAGUUUGUUAGUCCGGUCACAAAUUCAGAGUUUUCUCCAGCAUUAUCUUGUGCAUUUUCUUCAACAGUUCAGUGGGCUGAAGUGGCAAUUCCAACCUGGAAGAAGCUCCAUUGCUGAGAAUGUAGUGGUGUAAUAGUGUGCAAAUGACAACAGCCUGCACUACUGCUUACAAGAACUUUUGCAGAACGGUAACUUCUACAGCAAUAUGUCUGGAAGCCUCAUAGACAAAGGCACCAACUGUUGUGCCACUAACCCAUACAGGCCAAAAGGCCCAGGCCGUAGCAAAUCUGUGCUGUUUUCAGCCAGUUAUUAUCUAUGUGUUAUAACCAUAUAAAGCUCAUUCUUUUGCUGCCACUAGGUCUGUGAAUACACUACUGCACAACAUCAUAUUCAUUGUGCUCCUCUACCCACUCACCCCACACCCAACCUAAUGAUGGUAUGUCAAUGUUACAUUAAAUUUUUAUAGUCUACCUCUCUUCAUCAGCUCAACUGAGUAUUCCUAGUUCCUGUGAACGGAGCAGCAAAUGUGGACACUGUCUUCAUUUUACACCUCGCAAUUUGCAGUUCCUGAAUUCUGGAGAAAUGUAGUAAUGUGCAGUCUGUCAGAGAAAUUUGUGGUUUGGGCAGUUAAUACUUUUGCAGUUUAAUGGAAACUCAUCUCUGUUUGUUUAGUAUGCUAAUCAUGUACAGUCUUCUACCUGAGUUGUAAACCUGCUCUGUAAUUUUAUGUUUUGCUCCCCUGGUGAUGAAAAUUGAUAAACACUAAACUCAUAAGAUGAAUCACUUGAGGAGCUACUGAUGCCUAUAUAACCAUAACCACCCAGGGCUGAUGCCCAUGGAACCAGCAUCUUUGGAAUCUAUAAAGCAGCAAUAUUGAGUGCCCUUGGAAAUCUGUAUCCCAGCAAAGCUUGUGUAUCUUAAUAUAAGUACCUUGAGGAUAGGAAGAUGGGGAAAAACAUACUUUUCUUUAAUGUUAUUAAUUCCUCUCACCGAACUCUAUCUGACCUUCUCAUUCCCCAGUGUUUAAAUAAAGCAUUAGUGGCAACCCUUCCGAAGAUAAUUUAAUAAUUACCUUACAAUAAUUUUUGCAGAACUGCUCAAGCCCUGUUGGUGUAUUGAAAGGUCACCUGAUUAAACUUUUUGAUCAGCCAAGGUCAAACCGCGGAGCCAGUGAUCCCAUUGUUUUCUGCACAUUAAUGGACAGAAAGAGUUGCAGUCAAUAGUGGGAGGGGGUGGUGCGAUGGGGGAGCAUAAUGCAAAGAGAAUGUUCAUCAUAGCAGAAACCCUUAGUACAUAAUGCUAGUUAUUUAAUAUACAUAAUCACAGCUAUUUAAAAUGCAAGCACUUCAGCCAAUAUGCAUGAACAUGUAGAUCAUCAGGAUAGAAUGAUAGUGAGAAAUGUUCUGGAUUGUAUGAUGGAGGGACUUUUUUUUUAGGUGGACAAUUAGACUAGUUUGAAUAGCCUUCCUCAAUACCUAUUUGUUUCUGUGUGAAGUCUUCAUCCUAUCAUUGUACAGCUCAAAGUGCUUUCUGAAGCUCUGCAAAGGCAGAAUGUAGAAUUGUACUGCUGCAUGGUGUGCACCAUUCACAGCACAAACCACAACACCCACCUUAACACUUCAGCUGGAUUUGAUCAUGGUCAAAGGAGACAGCUGAUAGGGCAUAGCUUUGUUCCUCAUGUACUAGAUGGACAGGCUUUUGAACUGUGAAGUGUAUGUCACAAGGUGGCCUUUUCCUGUAUGAUGUUAUUUUACAUUUUUAAAGGCAAAAUAGUCUCAUCCUAAACAGAGCAGCUAAUCCCCAAAUAUCACAGAGCUACAGCAAAUGAGUGAUGAGACCAACAAACCUAAAUAAUAAAGACAUUAAAACUAUAGGAUUGAUAAUUGUUCCACAGACUGUCAUUAUAACUUUGAAUGCGCCAAUAUUGGAAGUAUGGAUGGACUGAGUGAACACUGGACUGUAAAUUUUCCAGAAGACUACAGGUGCGGACAUAUUACGACAUUCUUGAGUGCCUGAUGUGCGUAACAAAUCUGUGCGUCACUUAAGCAGUUUGUAAAAAUUAAACCCUAUUUGCUACCCUGUUUUAAGGAGCUAUGGAUUGCACCAUCUGUUUGUAAACUCCUAAUGUGACACUGCAGCAACUGUAAAUGCUACAUCUAACAUCAGUAGCAAAAAUAUUCACUCUAAACUCCUUCAGUUGAUGCAUUUCACAAACAAAUGGGACCUUUUGUGCUUUCAGUUCGUUUCAAACUUAUAGUGAAGGGCAUUGAUCAGAAAUGGAAUGCAGUAUUAAAGCAGGGUGCAUCAGUACUGCUGUACAGAAUUUGUAAUAAUUUUAGCAAACCCUAGCUUCUCAAUGUUUUUAGGUUUUAUUAUAACAAGACUCCCUUGGCAGACUGACUGAUGUGAGCUUUGACAUCCCGAAUGUAAAAUUUAUUUUUUAGAUUUUGCUUUUAUUCUGGCUGUAAGAUAUUGGGUAUCUUCACUUAUCCCACCCCGUGGCUCAGCAAGUUUAACUAUGGAGUAGCUGAGCCACACAGAUCAGAUAGGUCCCAGGUUCGAUCCUUGCUCGAAUGUCUGGAAUCUACUGAGCAGUAGGAGUGCUAGAGGUUGCUUCUGUGUCAUAGAAUUAGGGAAAAAUCCGCUGAGAUUUCUACUCCUGUCUAGUGCUGGAAAACAGCAUGUGUGGAUUUUUGAGGACAGAGUCUGGCUUGGCUAUAGUCUAGUAAUAUUAGUGCUCACUGUCAUGUCUACAAGGGGCAAUUGGUGUGCUGAUGCAGUUAGACCAGAAAUGAGCCCAUAGAGUCAUACCCAGUCAGAGAUCAAUGCUAGCCCUCAUUGACUUGUUGUUGCUAGAUACAGUUCUAUGCUGGAACUCAUGGAAAUAUACUGAACAAAUCUCUGCAGCAUUCAUGCACUCUACCCAGCUGACUGCAUGCUGGCAUCCUUGGAAUUGUGCAACAACCUUCAUCAAGGUUGACUCAUGGUGGCAUUCUGUCUUCAGAGUUAGGUUGUGAGUUUAAGCCUUACCCCAGAGCUUGAGAACAUGAUCUUACUCUGAUAUCCCAGUGAGUACAGAGGAGUGCUGCAUUUAUGGCUGCUGUCUUUCAGAUGCGAUGUCAUUACCCCACAUCCCUGGUCAGCUGGGUGACACUUUUCAAAGGAAAACAAGAGUGUUUUCUGUGUCCUGAGCAAUGCUUAUUCUUAACCAUCAAAACCAAUUUAACUGGCGAUAUACCCCAUUGCUGUUUGUGGGACCAUGCUGUGUGCAAAUUGGCUGCUGCUUCUGCCUACAUAACAGCAGUGACUACGAUUCAAAAAGUACUUAAUUGGCCAUGAAACACUUCAGGACAUCCUAAAUUUAAGGACAUAAAUGCAAGUAUUUCCCUUUAUCUUUUAGGCAGGGAGGUGAACGAUUGGAAAGUAAAGAUGGAAGAGGGAAUUAAACAAAUGGUUGUAAUGUGAAGAUUCCUGGAUAUAAACAUGUACAAUCAGGAUGCUAGUAUUCUACUACGCUCAUUACUCAUAUAUUGGGACACCACAUACCCCAUAAUAAAGUCUACAAUUAUCUUACAAAGGUUGUAUAAAAAAUGUUAGUGAUUUAGGAUCCAAUGUGUGCUGAGUUCAUCAGGUCUGGUGUUGCUUUGCAUUCCAAUAGGGCUGCAGUCUGGUUAGGAUAUUUGUGGGCAAGGCUGAUAGUGUGGCAGGGUUGAGAUCUUCUACAGUGGGGCUGGGGCAGAUGGGCAUGAAGGGUGCAGUUUGUACUUUACAAACCAACGUAGAAAUGUUCUACAACCAACUACCACAUGUGCAAUGUACAGUGUUUAAGAAUUUGUAGUGUCUUUUGUUUUACAACACUGAUCAUCAUCUAAGAAAUUUAUGUAAUGCAAGGUGGCCGAGUCCUCCACUUGGAGCCUUAAUACUUUGGAGUAUCCAUAUGCAACUUUGGUUGUAAUUUGUGGUGUGUAUAUGAUGGACACUUGGUCCAUUUGUUACUGAACGCACUCAUUGAGUGAAAUGUGCAAUUCAAUCGUCUCUUGAUCUUUUUAAUGAGAUUUAAUUUUAUUUGCAUUGUAGGUUUUCUUGUAACUCCGAUCUGGAGGACAGAGAUUAACCAAUUCUAGAAAUAGAAAAUGCCACAGUGUAACUAGUGUGGACUAAGCAGUUCUAUUAAGCAAGUUGAAUUAUCUGCAUUAGAGUAAGGUUUUCCAAAAGCAUGCAAAGAUGGUUAGCUAGUAAUUUUUAAAUAUUUCCAAGUGCUUUGUUAAAAAAAAUGGAAUUGGUUUCCUGAUGUAUGAAGUGCUGUUGUCAUGUUCUACCAUUUUUAGUUGUGAUCACAUCGUGUUAUUAAUUACUGUGAUCCAUCAGAAGGAUAAUUGCCAUUAUCCAUGGUGAUCCCAGCUCUGCAGCAAGAUCCAUGGCUAAUCGGUUCAUUUGAGGAUUUUUUUACUCUCUGGCUUAGAUCAGGGGCUGUUUACAAUCUUGCAGAGUUGGAUCUAGGCUGGCCUCGUAUUUCUGUUUCUUAAAAAAAAAAUUUGCUGUCGCCCUUAGCAUAUUAUCCAGUUGUUGUGUGGCUUGAGAUGUGCUGAAGUUAAACUUUUACACCACCUGGUAAUGGAUCCCUCCGAAUGCAAGUUAAAGAAAGGUACAUUGCAAAAUUUCAGACAGUUGCUACAUAACCUGUUGACAGCACAAAGAAUUUACAUUAUAGAAAAGUUACUCAUUGAAUUUAAUCAAAUAAACUAUUUAACCCUCCCUUGGAUCCAAUUCAUUAUCUACACUUGUAAUUUUUUAAAGUUCUUCCUUAAAACCAGAAGUUGAAUGAUCCUAGAUUUGAGGCAUUUUUCAAUAUUGAGAUCCUUGCUAGUUUAGCUGUAGGAUUGUGAGGAGCUGUAGCUAAUAGAUUAUCUUCCAGGCCUGAGCCCUCAAUCGCAGUAUAAUUACAGUAACUUGAGAAACGUGAUGUCAUCUUAGUGUGAAAAUGGUGCGCCAUGGAAGCAGCAAGUCUGAGAAGGGCAGAGAAAGGUUGAUUAAAGUUGUGGUCAAGACCAUUGGUUUCCUUUCCAAUUUUCUGUUUUUAAAAACUGUAAUCCCCUAAAGACCAGUAAACCAUCUUAACUUCAUUAUGAUUUUUUUGAAAAAGCAAGUUCCAUCACCAUAACACAGUGACCCUGGUCAUGAUAAAUUAGUUUCAAUUUCAGUGAGAAAAUAUCAACUCAAUCUAUCUGACUGGUGCAGAUAGAUGUAUGAAAAUUGGUUUCAUCCUUACCCCCAGUGUAUUUUGCCUCUGGGCCUAAAUAUUGUCUCCAGUAGUGGUCAAGUAAAGCUCACUUUGGCUCAGUUUUCCUGCUGUUGAUCUACAGAUGUUUACACCUUUUCCCCUGCUCUUGCUAUAUUACUCAAUGAUAUUAAUACUGGUGUGUAAUGAGGUAAAACAGAAAUAGACUGGAAGAGACUGAUGCUGAUCAUCUAUUAUAUCACCAAUAUUGAAUGUUACAACUUUUGAUUCUUAGUUGAGGCAUUAAUAAUACAACAGGUCUUUAAGGAGACAUUUCAUUACUUGUAUAAUGUACUCUAACCCAAUGGUGUGUAUAUUAAUGUCACAGCCUUUAGGAACCCCAGUAUUGAUGAUGCUUAUUAAUGCACGUUUUGUGUUUAUACAAUGUAAAUGCAGUGGUUAUUGUAUAUAAUUUGAUGUAAAUAGAAUGGAAUUAAUAAAGGUAUUGGUCUCCUUU
Messenger RNA from Carcharodon carcharias (great white shark), 10136 nucleotides. It is a transcript of the gene plekhm2, whose product is annotated as pleckstrin homology domain containing, family M (with RUN domain) member 2. Gene Ontology annotation, molecular function: kinesin binding. The transcript is spliced from 21 exons. The coding region runs from base 102 to 3242 and encodes 1046 amino acids. The record is from RefSeq and is a predicted model, not a curated record. Gene Ontology annotation, biological process: Golgi organization; positive regulation of membrane tubulation; lysosome localization. Gene Ontology annotation, cellular component: endosome membrane. Lineage: Eukaryota; Metazoa; Chordata; Chondrichthyes; Lamniformes; Lamnidae.